ACUACAAUGAAAGGUUAUGGUGGUAACAUUGAACUCUUUUUGUUUUGAUUAGUAUGAUCGUUUCGUGGAUUUGUUUAUAUUUAUGUUUAAUUAACCCAUAAAAAUAAGAGAAUAAGUCAGAUAACACGUCAUGGAAGCUCAAGGCCAGACUGAGGAUACGCCAAGUACGGAUAAUGCUCCCGCGUCAGAUCCAUUGACCGCCGGGAAGGCGCCGGCCAGGAGGGGCUCGCGGGAGGAGAAGGGCCGCAAGAAGGACGACAAGGGCGUGGAGUACGUCCUGCGAGCGCUCAGCACGCUCGGCUCGCCCGAGGAGAAGCUGGCGGCCAUGUGCAAGAAGUAUGCCGAGGCCGUGGACGACAACCGCAAGUUGCAGCUGACAGCGAAGCAGGCGGAGAAGCGCAUGGGCGUGCUGCAGCGCGAGAAGGAGCAGCUGCAGACGGAGCACAGCAAGGCCGUGCUGACGCGCAGCCGCCUGGAGAGUCUGUGUCGCGAGCUGCAGCGCCAGAACAAGGCCGUGAAGGACGAGAGCCUGCUGAAGAUCCGCGAGGAGGAGGAGAAGCGCAAGGAGGUGUCCGGCAAGUUCCAGAGCACGCUCGCCGAGAUCACCGCGCUCAUGCAGCAGAACAACGAGAAGAACUCCAAGCUGCGCGAGGACAACCUGGAGAUGACCAAGAAGUUCAAGAGCCUGUACGAGCAGUACGAGAUGAGGGAGCAGCAAGUGGAGAAGAUGUCGAGGCAGAUGCAGCUGGAGUCCCAGCUGGCAGAUGCGAAGCUGGCCAAGGCACAGCUGGAGAUAGCUGCGGAGAAGGAGACCUUGCUACGGGAGAAGCAGCAACUCAUGAUGGAGCUGCAGAAGUACCAGGCGGAGUGCCAGGAGCUCCGGGCCACGGAGGCCAGUCUCCGCUCGCAGGUCGGCCUCUACACCGGCAAGUUCGACGAGUUCCAGGACGCCCUCACGCGCAGCAGCGAGGUGUUCGGGGGCUUCAAGGACGAGAUGGACAAGAUGUCGCGGAAGGUGGACAAGAUGCAGAAGGAGGCGCUGAUGUGGAAGGGCCGCUGCGAGAAGAGUCAGCUGGCGCUGCUGGAGAUGGCCGCGGACAAGCAGCGGCAGGACGCGGAGCUGGCGCAGACGGCGCGCAAGCUGCUGCAGCUGCAGAAGCUGUGUCGCACGCUGCAGGCGGAGCGCACGGCGCUGCACUCCCAGCUCAGGGCCUUCGAGCUGAAGGGGCAGCCAGCGGGCGAAGCCGGGAGCCUCACGUCGGAGCUGCAGAGUGUGUGCGACCGGCUGACGGAGUCCUUGGGCGGCCUGCAGCUGGCGCCGGGGAGCACCUUGGACCAGGCGGAGUGCCCGUCCAAGGCCCGGGCGAAGGCUCGCCAGGCGGCGGGGGAGGCCGACCCAGCGCCGCCGAGGGCCGGCUCUUGCGGCUGUGCGGCCGACAAGUCCAAGUCCUCCAGCAAGAGGGCGGCGCAAGAGAGGGUGGACUGCGUCGGCAACCCGACGGUGGGAGCGUCGGGCAAGGAAACGCACGACGAAACUGCAGAACCGGAAGUUCAUACAGAUGUACCCGAAACGACGGGAAGCGCGUCGGCGCCGUCGUUUGGGGUCCGUGGCACGGCUGCUUCGCCGGACGAGAAUAUCGUCGCGAGUUCUCCGACGGUGCCCCGCCUGGAUCGUUCGUCGUCCGCGCUCGCCCCGGGGGAAGGAGAGGAACUGGCCGAGGGGGCUCUCCCAGCUGUCGGCCUGCAGCCCCUGCCUUGCGGACAAGAGACCGGCGGCCCGCCUGACUCGGCUGCGCUGAAUCUGCCCCGGCUGCCCGUCGCGCCGGACGUGAGCUGCCGGGCCGCCGACGUCUCGGACGAGAUCUUGUUCAAGCCCAUAGCCAACGGCCACGCCAUUCUCUUGCCCGAAGAGAACCUGCCGCUCGAGGUCAGCCCAGAAAAUGAGGUCAAGAAAAAAAAGGAUGCUGGUAAGAAAGGUAAAAAGUAAAUGCCCACCAUAGUUUGAGCUCUCGGCGCAUGGAUGUAUAGUGUCGCUAAGCAGUGGACACAUCUAGCAGUGAUCUGAUGAACAAGUGCAGUGUUUAUCUAGAUAGUUUUUAACUGGUGUUGCAACUGUUUUUGCUGCAUUGCCUAUGAUAACUAUAUUUCCAAAAAAAAAAAUCCAUUGAAGUUUAACUUGGUUUUAGGGCCGUGCUUCAAAGAAGUUUAUUUUGUGUUAAAUUUAAAAGUGAAUCUGAUUAUAUGUUUAGUUUUCUUGUAAUAUUUUAAAAAUUUUAAUUUUAUUACUAAGUAAUUGUGUUACAUUAUAAUAAGACUUACAGGGCUUUAUUGUUUUAUCAAAUCCUUACUGAGAUUAGAAUUAAGAAAUUCUGUUUUUGUUUUAGUAUAGUAAAAGAAACUCAUCAACGAAAUGUUUAUUUUAAAAGAUUUACUAGUGAAAUCUGUAGCCAUGUUUUAGUAAUAUUUACUGGGGCAAAAUAAAUUGUAAAGCACCUCCUUAAGGCUUAAAAUUGUGUGAAGGAGGAAAUUUCUUCAAUUUGCAUGUUGAUUAAUUUUUUUUUGCAUACAACAUGCCUAUGUAGAUCUAUAGUUGGUAUGAAUUAGAGAAAAAUUUCGCCAAUGUCUCCAUGUAAACUGGUUUAACCAGCAAUUUUUUUUCUUUUGGUGUAGGUUCAUCACGAGUACCACUUUUCGAGUACUCUUGUUCUUGUCCAUUUUUUAAUGCAACAAAAAAUCAAUUUUUUUUCCUAACUAAAAUUUUUUUUGCAUAUAUUUAUAGUCUUUGAAUUUUAAAUUUUGUCACUUCCAAUCUUUUUCUAAUUUUCGAACUCAAUUUUUUUAAACUUUUUUUGGCAUGGGAUUCAAUGGUCCUUAAAAACAUUUGAUGUUAACACCUGGCAAAAAUAUUGAGUUCUUCAGAUUGAAUAACAUAUAUUCCAAAGCAGCAUGGAAUUACGGAAGCUAAUUCAAAAAAGGUGAGUCCAGUGACACCCAGUACACAUUAUUUAUUAGGUAAGACUUUUUUUCUGCCAACAACAAAGCUCUGUGAAGAAAUUUUCUGCUGUUAUUGGUGUCUUUCGCUGACAGCUCACAAAUGUACCAAAAUAUGUCAAAUGUGGACAUGUUCGGUGUCUGUAAAAUCUACCGUCCAACUUUUGACAGUGUUUGGUGUUUGCUAUUGAAAAAUAAACAUUUUGCAACAUUUUA
This is a messenger RNA of Bacillus rossius redtenbacheri, 3207 nucleotides long. RefSeq names its product alpha-taxilin-like. The record is from RefSeq and is a predicted model, not a curated record. The coding region runs from base 131 to 1987 and encodes 618 amino acids. Lineage: Eukaryota; Metazoa; Arthropoda; Insecta; Phasmatodea; Bacillidae. Gene Ontology annotation, molecular function: syntaxin binding. The transcript is spliced from 10 exons.